AUGGAGAACAACAACUUCAAUGGCUCCAUUCCCGACUCUAUCAGCAACCUUGCGAAUCUUAAUACCCUGGUCCUGGCGUACAGCAUGCUCACCGGAAACCUUUCUGAGUCCAUUGGCAAGCUGCCGAAUCUUCUUCACUUAGACCUUUAUUCCAACAACUUGACUGGCGCCAUUCCCGAGUCCAUUACCAACCUCGCAAAUCUUAAUCACUUAGAUCUGGCGCGCAACAUGUUGACCGGCACCGUUCCGGGCUCCAUUAGCAAACUUGCGAACCUUACUUACUUCGACCUGAACCACAACACGUUGACUGGCACCAUUCCUGAGUCCAUCACCACCCUUGCAACUCUUAACAGCCUUGACCUGAGCUACAACGUGUUGAGCGGAACCAUUCCCAAGUCCAUUGGCAGCCUCGCAAACCUUACUAAGUUAAACCUAGCCCACAACAUGCUGGGCGGCACCAUUCCUGCGUCCAUUGGCAACCUUCCAAGUCUUCAGUACUUGCAGCUUAGUUACAACAGCAUCAAUGGCACAAUUCCUGAAUCCAUCGCGGGGCUCUCGCGCCUUACGAACAUUUGGGUUCUUCAUAACAACCUGAGCGGCUCGAUACCAGCGGCCGUGAGCAGGCUCCAAUCUCUGGCUAUCCUCAACUUGGGCUACAACAGCCUGACGGGCUCAAUCCCCGACGCCAUUUCCACACUCACAGAUAUUGCGAGCCUAACUAUCCAUGACAACAACUUGAGUGGACCCAUACCACCAGGACUGGGCAACCUUCUCAAAUGUGAAACGCUAUACCUUCACGGCAACAACUUGACCGGCCCGAUUCCUGACUCACUUAUGAAGCUCACAGCCCUUCGCUCCUUAACUGCUUCUGAAAACGAGUUGACGGGCUCAAUCCCAGAGACAAUCAGCAACCUUCGGGACCUCGACACCUUGAGUCUACACGAUAACAACCUGACCGGACCCAUUCCAUCCACAAUUGGACUUUUGACCAAACUGACACUUUUAGACCUUGCCAACAACAGCCUGACAGGCAGCAUCCCCGAGUUUAUUAACAACCUCGGCCAACUUUCUCUCUUGGUUCUGAAUGGAAGUGGUCUCACCUGCCCUGCUGACUACUCUCCAUGUCUGGCGACGCAGCAGCAGCUCCAAAGCAUUUUUUGCGGCCAGUGUUCCUCUUUCUGCUCCACCUGCGGCAAGCCAGCACCUCCACCACCCCCCCCGCCGGCAAAGUCCGCCACCAAGUCUCUAGGCCUGUCAGCAGCAGCAGCCAUUGCUGGCAUUGCCGUGGCUCCUUGGAUUCGGGAGGAGGAGCCGGCAGCAGAGGGUGUUGAAGUGGAGAAUGAAUGUGAUGAAGCUGGCUGUGCGGUCGAGACAGCACGUGCUGUGGCCAUGUGA
Messenger RNA from Closterium sp. Naga37s-1, 1395 nucleotides. The record is from the annotation of a GenBank genome assembly. NCBI's taxonomy places the organism in Eukaryota, Viridiplantae, Streptophyta, Zygnematophyceae, Desmidiales, Closteriaceae.